UUUUUUUAUCUUUCUUUCUUUUUUAUUUAUCUAUUUUCUUAUUUAUAGUAGUCAAGAUAUUUUAAGCUAUGGGACGUAAAAAGAUCCAAAUUCAGCCUAUCAAAGAUGACCGCAAUCGACAAGUGACAUUCUUGAAACGAAAGCAUGGUCUUAUGAAGAAAGCCUAUGAACUUAGUGUACUAUGUAACUGUGAAGUAGCACUUGUUAUUUUUCCUCCAAAUAACAAGUUGAUUCAAUAUUCCAGUUCAGAUAUGGAUAAACUUUUGAAUGAGUACAAAGAGAAUGAUUUGCCUAAAGAGAUCAAGACAAAUCAAGAUUUUAUUGAAAGUAAUGAUGGAAAACAUGAUGAUGAUCAAUCUUCUCAAGUAUAUUCAGACAAUGAUUCAAUGGACAAAACAGAAAAGCCUAUUGCAAUGACACAACCUGUUCAACAAUUACUUCCUCAACCAUUGAUUUAUCCUUCACAACAAAUGGUCCCGACUCAAAUGAGUAUGCCAUUAUCCUAUGGAACAAGUUACACAAUGUACCAACAGCCACCUGUCGUACAUCAACAGCAACAGCAACAACAACAACAACAACAACAACAAAUGAACACUUCGCCUUUGUCGACUCAUUCAACUUAUGAUUCACAUAUGUACCAGCAAAAUCAAUUUUAUUUAACUCAACAACCAUUGACCAAUGCAAUAGUCUAUCAACAACAGCAACAACAUAUGCCUUCUUUGUAUCAUUCACCUGAUAGUUCUCCUGCAACAGUGCAACAAGAAUUUUCUCCAAACCAAUCGCCAAGAUCCGAGCCUGGAACACCUGAAAAAAGAACAAAGCUAAGAGUGACUAUCCCUGUUAACAAUGAAGGUGGUACAGUCGACAAGAAUCAAAUUAACUAUCCUUCAACAGGUUUAGCACCACCUUCUGCUUUGCCUUCUCAAUUUGUCACUAAUUUACCUUCACCUUCAACUUUUUAUCCCGAGUUCUAUCAACCCAAUUUUAUUAUGAGCCCGAUCCAACAUGCUAACUCAGCAAACCCUUUUAUCAUACCGACAUCUCCUUCAUUGAAUGGUGGCGGGACUAUGAAAUCAAACAAUGAAAAUCCAGCAUGGUAACUCGUAUCUUAGCUUGUCUAUUUGAAACUAACUCGAUCUUGUCUAGUUCACAAAAAAGGUCUAUCAUUCCUUAUGAUAUCAAUCAAGCACAACCAAGCAAAAAAGUCAAGAUAGAGUCUUGAGCUUUUACUACUUUUAUAUAUGUAUAUCUUUCAUUCUCUUGUAAAUUCUAUUCUUAUAUCAUAUAUGCCCUUUUAUACGCUUUAUAUGUCUUAAGUCUCUUUUUUUUUCUAAUAUAGCUCAUGUAUGUAAGAUAAUAAUAAUAAAAAAAUAUUUUCAAUUGUCCAUAAUAGAAA
Molecule: messenger RNA, 1396 nt
Organism: Gilbertella persicaria
Lineage: Eukaryota; Fungi; Mucoromycota; Mucoromycetes; Mucorales; Choanephoraceae
Exons: 4
Coding region: 69-1100 (343 amino acids)
Biological process (GO): positive regulation of transcription by RNA polymerase II
Molecular function (GO): RNA polymerase II cis-regulatory region sequence-specific DNA binding; protein dimerization activity; DNA-binding transcription factor activity, RNA polymerase II-specific
Source: RefSeq, a predicted model, not a curated record